Molecule: messenger RNA, 2063 nt
Organism: Rhincodon typus (whale shark)
Lineage: Eukaryota; Metazoa; Chordata; Chondrichthyes; Orectolobiformes; Rhincodontidae
Gene: pdss2
Product: prenyl (decaprenyl) diphosphate synthase, subunit 2
Exons: 8
Coding region: 1-1089 (362 amino acids)
Biological process (GO): isoprenoid biosynthetic process; ubiquinone biosynthetic process
Cellular component (GO): transferase complex; mitochondrion
Molecular function (GO): prenyltransferase activity
Source: RefSeq, a predicted model, not a curated record
AUGCGCCCAGCUGUCGCACCGGCUCCACCGCCCCACCCGCCGUCUCCAUGGUUACACUGCCACGCGGGAGCAUUCCACUUUAUGGCGGUGUCGUGUCUUCGCCGCUUCAGCGGGCAAAGGGUUCUGUUUGGGAUUUGUGACAUGCCGUAUAGUAGAUUGUACAAAAUGGCGGCGCCCAUGAAACGGGGAUUUGUCUACGACAGCAGAAACAAUCUUCAGCUGCGAGGUCUUGUUGUUUUAUUGAUGUCAAAAGCAGCUGGACCUGGCAAAACAGUUGAUCCUGUACUUGAAGGUGACCUGGUCAGUGGAAUCUACCCCAGUCAGCGGAAUCUGGCUGAAAUUACAGAACUGAUCCACACAGCUUUUCUCGUGCAUCGUGGUAUAGUGAAUAUUAUGGAGGUGACUUCGUCCCAUGGGUCACUGAAGGAUAUGCAGUUUGGCAAUAAGAUGGCGGUCCUGAGUGGAGACUUUCUUCUGGCAAAUGCAUCUACAGGCCUUGCUCAGUUACAGAACACUAAGGUUGUGGAGCUUGUAUCAAGUGCAAUUGGAGACUUGGUUCAAGGCGUAUAUUACGAAAAUGCUAGAACUGAUGAGGAGAAAGUUACUGAUGACAUCCUGAUGACUAACUGGGAGAAGCGGAUAUUUUUAUCCCAUGGUGCUUUGCUGGCGAAGAGUUGUCAAGGUGCAAUGCAACUGGCGAAUCAUGACACGGAAGUUCAAGAAAUGGCAUUUCAGUAUGGAAAACACAUGUCUUUAGCUCACAAACUGAACUCUGACCUUCAGCCAUUUGUUGCGGAAACCUCCUGUGACACGAUGCCUUUUUGUCUGAACUCUGCCCCAGUCAUCUUACAUCAGGAGGCUUCGGGUCGAGACGUUUGGAUUAAUCAACUUAAAAAGGCUAAAGUAAAUGGCAAACAAGCUGAUUAUGCCAAGCUGCAUCGAAUAAUCAAAACUGGGAAAGGUGUGAGUUCAUCUCUUGAUUUAUGCCGUUACCAUGGAAACCGGGCUUUGGAAGCCCUCCGAUGCUUCCCUACUUCUGAAGCCAGAUCAACUCUGGAAAAGAUUGUUUAUGCUGUGACCAAAUUCUGAAAGGAGAAAUCUCACACGCAGCAAAAUCAAACGAUAAUCUAUCUGCAUAAAUUGUUGGUGAGACCUGCUACUUAAUCCAUCUUUCAAAAACGAAAUGAAUGGUUUGUACUGACAGAAAUGUUGCAAAGCGAUAGAGAAAGGUUUUUUUUAGAAAUCAGUGAAACAAAGCAGGUUCACAAAGUCUUUUCUCCUACCUCUCCUUGCAUGCCUGUAAACAAAUUUGCACAAAGGUCAAACAGUUUUCCCUUGUCAAGCCAGAAGCACACUGGAGGCAGCAAGGGCAGAAAUAAUUAAUGAGAUUUGCUGCUGUGACCUCAGCAAAUGGACAGGAAAUAAGGCCUUAUUGAUUGGACACAACCAAGGAUGGCGCCACAGUGGUGGCCUGUGGUUUUCCCCUACACUUGGAGGACGGAGCUUGGGGCAGGCUCAGGGGGAGACUUAGAAUGAGACUGCAGGUGUUGCGAGAAACACUUCAUAACCUGUCUGAUGGAUCUGCCAUGUCAGAAUAAUAGUCCAAUUUAUCACCAUGCAGGGCAAUUGCAAGGAUAGAGAUUUUGCCUGGAGCUGUGCAAACAAUAUAGCAGCUCAAAAGAUGGAAAACUGUCAAAGCUCCUACUUGUGAAUUGUGUAAAAGAUGGUCAUUUGAAUUAAAAUGUUGAACUUUUUAAAAACGUUAUACAUUACACUAAUCAUUCAAUUUGAUUUCUUUUCACCAUCUUUUGUACUGUUGAUUUGUCUUUAGGUAUUUCCCAUUUAUUGGGAAAACCCAGGUUUUUACCUUCAACCAAGUAUUACUCUUAACUGUGUAAUAUUACAGCAGUAAAUAGAUAAUUUGUUUAUUAAUUGAUCAAGAUAGUAGAGUUUUAUUAAUUAGGGCAUGCCUGUUCUACGUGUUCCCUAGAAAACCUUUUUGUAAUUACGUCUGUGCUUUGAUUGAAAUAUGUUUCAUAAUAAAAUGCAAUAAGCAAAAUGUA